Miniopterus natalensis is the source of this 1048-nucleotide messenger RNA. The record is from RefSeq and is a predicted model, not a curated record. NCBI's taxonomy places the organism in Eukaryota, Metazoa, Chordata, Mammalia, Chiroptera, Miniopteridae.
GAGAGAGAGCAGGAGGAGGUGGAGGAGGAGGACUAGUGUAGGUUGGAAAGGAAGAGUGAGCGAGAGCAAGUUGAAGGGAGGGGGAGUAAGAGCCAGCGAAUUCUUUUUCUUUUUCUGUUAUUAUUUUGACGACUCCCCAGUUGCGCCCAUGCUACUGUCAGCUUCGUUUUAGGCGUAGCAUGGCCAGGCAGAAGAAAAUGGAGCAAAGCGUGCUCCAGGCGGUCUUCUUUUUAGUCCUGGGGCUUUUGGGUCAUUCUCACGGAGGAUUCCCCAACACCAUCAGCAUAGGUGGACUUUUCAUGAGAAAUACGGUGCAGGAGCACAGCGCUUUCCGCUUUGCCGUGCAGUUAUACAACACCAACCAGAACACCACCGAGAAGCCCUUCCAUUUGAAUUACCACGUAGAUCACUUGGAUUCCUCCAAUAGUUUUUCUGUGACUAAUGCUUUCUGCUCCCAGUUCUCAAGAGGGGUGUAUGCCAUCUUUGGAUUCUAUGACCAGAUGUCAAUGAACACUCUGACCUCCUUCUGUGGGGCCCUGCACACAUCUUUUGUCACACCCAGCUUCCCCACUGAUGCAGAUGUGCAGUUUGUCAUCCAGAUGCGCCCAGCCUUGAAGGGUGCUAUUUUGAGCCUUCUGGGUCACUACAAGUGGGAGAAGUUUGUGUAUCUCUAUGACACAGAAAGAGGAUUUUCCAUCCUCCAAGCAAUUAUGGAAGCAGCAGUGCAAAACAACUGGCAAGUGACAGCAAGGUCUGUGGGAAACAUAAAGGAUGUCCAAGAAUUCAGGCGCAUCAUUGAAGAAAUGGACAGGAGGCAGGAAAAGCGAUACUUGAUUGACUGUGAAGUCGAAAGGAUUAACACAAUUUUGGAACAGGUUGUGAUCCUGGGGAAACAUUCAAGAGGUUAUCACUACAUGCUUGCUAACCUGGACUCCCUCUAAGGUGGUAAUGUUUCUCUACUCAAAAUACCAGAGAACCCAAAAGAGGCAUCCAGGAGUAAUGUAAGCCUGAAGAAGUGAACUCUGAAAUCUUGAGAAGUACUUGAAAC